Messenger RNA from Menidia menidia (Atlantic silverside), 645 nucleotides. The record is from the annotation of a GenBank genome assembly. NCBI's taxonomy places the organism in Eukaryota, Metazoa, Chordata, Actinopteri, Atheriniformes, Atherinopsidae.
AUGUCGUCCCCUGAGUACAUUCUCUACCACGGCCUUCUCCUGCCCCCUGUGGCCCACAGCGCCCAGAGCCUGGAGUAUGCCCAAAAUUUCCAGGUGGAGGACACUGAUGUGUUUGCUGUGACCUAUCCCAAGUCAGCGGUUUUGCGCGCGCGGCUCUCGCUUGCGGCAAAAAUGUCAUCUUCCGAGGAAGUGUACAUACACUACCGGGGACUGCUGCUGCCCACGGAGACCCACUCCCCCGAGAGCCUCAAGUUUGCGCAGAAACUCCAGUUUGAAGACGAUGACGUGGUGGCUGUUACUUACCCAAAGUCAGGUACCAUAUGGAUGCAAGAGAUCCUCCCGCUGGUGCUGAACGGGGGAGACUUGACCCCCCUGCACACCGUUGUAAACUGGGACCGGGUUCCCUGGCUGGAAGAGAAAAGACUGGCGGAGGUGGUACAUCAGCUCAAGUCUCCACGAGCGCUGGUCACUCAUUUUCCCCACAACCUCAUGCCUCCUGCCUUCCACUCCUCCAAAGCCAAGCUGGAUGUUGGUGUGGAGGCGCAGAUAGGCUAUCAUGGGGAGGGUGGGAAGGGCCGGCUGGCUGUGGCCAGUGGAAGUGAUAGGACCCAGAGGAGCAAAACUUCACUGGCAGUGGAGCUUUAA